UAUGAUGCGGCUUCACACUGUCUUCUCUUUCUUGAACAUCUAAACCUCCACUCAAACCGUCUAAAGAUGGCACCAAAGAAGGCUAAGAGGAGGCAGGCAGCAGGAGACAGCGGCUCCUCCAAUGUGUUCUCCAUGUUUGAGCAGAGCCAGAUUCAGGAGUACAAGGAGGCCUUCACAAUCAUUGACCAGAACAGAGAUGGCAUCAUCAGCAAAGACGACCUGAGGGACGUGCUGGCCUCUCUGGGUCAGUUGAACACGAAGAAUGAGGAGCUGGAGGCCAUGAUCAAGGAGGCCAGCGGCCCAAUCAACUUCACCGUCUUCCUCACCAUGUUCGGAGAGAAACUGAAGGGUGCUGACCCCGAGGAUGUUAUCCUUACCGCUUUCAAGGUCCUGGACCCCGAGGCUACUGGAUCCAUCAAGAAGGAAUUCCUCGAGGAGCUCCUGACAACUCAGUGUGACAGGUUCACCAAGGAUGAGAUUAAGAACAUGUGGGCCGCCUUCCCCCCCGAUGUUGCCGGCAACGUAGACUACAAGAACAUCUGCUACGUCAUCACACACGGAGAAGAGAAGGAGGAGUAA
Messenger RNA from Limanda limanda (common dab), 579 nucleotides. RefSeq names its product myosin light chain, phosphorylatable, fast skeletal muscle a (gene mylpfa). Gene Ontology annotation, biological process: skeletal muscle tissue development. Gene Ontology annotation, cellular component: cytoplasm. Lineage: Eukaryota; Metazoa; Chordata; Actinopteri; Pleuronectiformes; Pleuronectidae. The record is from RefSeq and is a predicted model, not a curated record. Gene Ontology annotation, molecular function: calcium ion binding.